GUGGUGUUGUGGGAAAAGUCUGGCUUCAUGGCGUGCUUCGUAUCUCCCACGCCGUUACCCAGCAGGUCGCUAGCUAGCAAGGAUAUAUGCUACCCAUUGUUUUUCGUUCCACGAGUUUUGAUAUGGUGGAUAUUAUAAAAGAUGUCCUCGGAUGAAGGGGAGCUGGUCAGUCCACACCUACCUCAGGACUCAGACAGGGGCAGCUCCGUGUCUUCUGAACUUCAAGAAGAGUAUGAAGAUCUACUUCGCUUUGCUGUAGUCACUCCAAAGUAUGAUCCAAGUGUCCCAUCUCAGCUGAUGAGCAGUGCAUUUUCUUUAAAAGCUGCCCAGAAUUCCAGUGCAAUAGAUCCUGCAAUUCUUGCGGCAGCUGAUGACAUCAGAGGAAAUGGGAGACGAUUGUCACCUGUAUGUGAGAAUCUUUCAGCCACCUGUGCUCCACAGUUAGAAGGACCCCGACCACAGAGUCACAUUUCCGAAGGUGAGGAGGUGGCAUCCGGGUCUGACAGAGGAUCAGAACGCGUCUGUGCUGACUCGAACAGAUCUGGGAAGAGCAGUCCGGAUCAUGUGAUCAACGUGAUGACUGAGAUGUUUGUGUCUGAGGAGAACCUGAACAAGAUGGAGGACAUUUUGGACACCUGGAGCAACAACUUGAAGAGUAAUGUGAUGACAGAGCUAAGGAAAUGGAAAAUGGCCUUUGUGGAGCAGCACAGACUGGAGAUGACGAAGGAGAGGGAAAAACAUGCUGCUCACAUAGCAGGCAUUCAUGCAGAGAUGGACAGCCUUAAAGACCUGCUCAAUACCUACCAGAUCUCCAAUCAGCGGAAAGAUGAGGUGAUCAUGAAUCUGACACGGGCGGUUGACAGGCAGCGGGAGCGGCUGGAGUUGAUGAGGAGCUUCACCCAGUGGAGACUCCAGCACUGUGCUGCCAAAGAGGAGGCUCAGGCGAGCAGGUUGGCAGAGCAGCACCACCAGCUACAGUUAAAGAAGAAGGUGUGGGCGGCCUGGCACUCGCUUAUCCAAAAGGGCUGGAGGGAGAGGGCAGAGCGGGCAUGCCGCACUCGCGCUGAGGAGGUCUGUCUGCAGCUCUCUGCUGACUACGAGGCUAAACUGGCAGAGCAUGUGGAGGCCCUACAGAAAGCCCAAGCUGAGAUCCAGAGGUUGCAGAGAGAGAGAGAGCGCUAUGAAGACUCCAUGAAGAAGGCGUUCAUGCGUGGUGUCUGCGCUCUUAACAUCGAAGCGCUCAGCAUGUUCCACACUGCAGAUCCGGGCAGACAGGAGCGAGAUGCGCCACCAUCAGGAGACGAACCCAGUUCUAGCUCAAUGGCCAGUCGACCAAUCUUUACUGCAUCUUCAGCACGCCUAAGCCCAAUCAGCAUGGAGACUCCAGUGCAGCCUGUCCAUUCCCGCACUAAUACAGAUGACACAGAAGCAGAUCAGUUUAGCUCCCAGCCCGGCUAUAGUACAGCAGUCAGUCAGACAGACGCACUGCCUUCUCCUACAGUAGUGAACACCGCUUUAGCACCUGGAGGCAUCACAAGUUCCCUUCGACAGUUCCCACACACAAGUGUACGGACAGUAACAGCUGGUCAACAGAAAGCUUCAAAGACAGUGACUGCACGCAUCACGGGACGCUCAGAACUGGCCAAGACAGGCCGUAACCCCAGCAACCUGCAUGUCAUGGGUGUGGUUCCACCCAUGAGCUCCGUCAUUGUGGAGAGACACCACCCUGUCACUCAGGUUACCCUCGGUCAGGCAACAGCGGCCAAGUUUCCUCGCUCUACUCUACAGAGUCACACUGUGUCCAGCACUAAAAGCUCCAGCCAGCCCAGGGGACAACCAUCCUCCGCAUUUCACAUCCACUCCAUUAAAGUAGUGGACUAACACACACACAGAAGUGACAUACAGUGGAAUACAUUUGCUAAGUCAUAGCUAAAACCUCUUAUUUGAGAAUCAAGGCUUCAUUUUGAAGGUUUUAAAUUGUCCAUUCAGGUUUACAUUGCAUUUUUAAUGUUUAUAAUGGUUUAUUAAACAUUUUGUAUGUUUUAAAGUAUUUUUAUAAUAAUAAAUUUUAGAUAUGCCUUUUAUUUAA
Messenger RNA from Ictalurus punctatus (channel catfish), 2089 nucleotides. RefSeq names its product POC5 centriolar protein homolog (Chlamydomonas) (gene poc5). NCBI's taxonomy places the organism in Eukaryota, Metazoa, Chordata, Actinopteri, Siluriformes, Ictaluridae. The transcript is spliced from 13 exons. Gene Ontology annotation, cellular component: centrosome. The record is from RefSeq and is a predicted model, not a curated record. Bases 142 to 1881 code for a protein of 579 amino acids.